Molecule: messenger RNA, 2645 nt
Organism: Calypte anna (Anna's hummingbird)
Lineage: Eukaryota; Metazoa; Chordata; Aves; Apodiformes; Trochilidae
Gene: MSRB3
Product: methionine sulfoxide reductase B3
Exons: 7
Biological process (GO): response to oxidative stress; protein repair
Cellular component (GO): cytoplasm
Molecular function (GO): peptide-methionine (R)-S-oxide reductase activity
Source: RefSeq, a predicted model, not a curated record
GCGAGCCCCAAGCCUCCUGCGUUGGUGGAACGGGACGGGGUCCCCGUCCUCCCCGCUGGCUCUCCGUCCGCUGGCCGCCCCCCACCCUCCCGUCCCUUCCCGGGUGUCUCCCGGCUCCAUGUUCAUAUUUGGCGUUGGACGCCGGUGCCCAGGAAUUUCCCGUCAUGCUCCCCGGGCGGCGGGCCCGUGACUGCCAUCCCGAGGGGGGGGAUGUGUGGGGGGGUGUGAGGGGGGAGCCGCGGCCGCUCGCUCGCUCGCUCCCAGGGGCCUCUCCUCAUGCGCGCUGCGCCCCCGCUCCUCUCCGCGCUCUGCCUGGCGCUGGCAGCCGCCGCAGGAGCUGCAGCUCUUGCCCCUGUUCUUUGCCUCUGGUUUUGUUGGUGAGGAUAUCACAGUGAUGUCUGCAUUCAACCUGCUGCAUUUGGUGACAAAGAGCCAGCCAGUGGCCCUGCGAGCCUGUGGGCUUCCCUCAGGGUCAUGUAGGGAUAAGAAGGACUGUAAGGUGGCCUUUUCCCAGGAGGAGCUGAGGAAGCGGCUGACACCCUUGCAGUACCACGUCACUCAGGAGAAGGGGACUGAAAGUGCCUUUGAGGGGGAGUACACACAUCAUAAAGCUCAAGGAAUAUACAAAUGUGUUGUCUGUGGAACUCCUUUGUUCAAGUCAGAAACAAAGUUUGACUCCAAUUCAGGUUGGCCUUCCUUCUAUGAUGUGAUCAGUCCUGAUGUGGUUACUUUCAAUGAUGAUUUCUCCUAUGGGAUGCAUCGGAUUGAAAUAUCCUGCAGUCAGUGUGGUGCUCACCUGGGGCAUAUUUUUGAUGAUGGACCCCGUCCAACUGGCAAACGGUACUGCACAAACUCUGCUUCGUUAUCUUUCAAGCCAACAGACAAGAACAACACCGGGGAAGGCAGCGGUAAUGCCAGUCCUGCCCAAACAGGCAAAGCUGAGCUGUAGGAUGAAGCAAAGCCUGCAGGAAACUCUGCUGAUCCCACACAGCUUACAAGGAAUGUUUUCUAAGUUGCCUGCUCUCUUAUAUCCUAAGAAUGUUCAAAUGUAUGAAAGCAUUUUGCACCAUCCCUCUCCUUCCUCACCUUUUUGGAACUGGGGCCUUGCCUGCCAGUGCAUUUACCGUAUAAUUGGUUUGAAAAACGUGUUGACUGAUUCCAUGUGUUUUCUUUUCCUUUCUCUUCUUUGAGAUUGCUUUGGGGAAUCUUUAACUUGAGAGGCUUUGGCAUCAUUAGUUGUUAGUUUCUUUUUAAUGCUGUGUUAUUUCAGGUUUGAACACUAUUUUUUUUGUGUGGGAGAGGGGACUUACGUUUAUCUCCAAUCUCUAGGAAAGUUCUGGGCAUAAGAAAAUCCUGAAUUCCUAGCACAUCUCUUCUUUGUUCCGACUUGCAAGGCAUGCAGCCUUUGGUCAUAUAUAUUCAGCCAUCUCCCAGCAUCAGCCGCACCCUGCAAAAACUUGUAGUUAUGGCUGUUCCUUCCUAACUGGGAGAGAUGGAUGAGAUGUGAAGCCCAUCCUUUGGCUAAUUUCCUGCCAAAAUUCCAAGGGUGUGGUUGAAAGGACGUAAACAUUCUCUCAGCAUCUAUUUUUCCCCUUUGUUUGGUAUUUAAAUCGAAGUUUUAACUAGAAAGCCUCACUUUUUGUGGGCUACUAAUGAGGCUUUGUCUUUUCGUGAGGCCUGUUCAGCAACUGUAACUCAAAUCUGAAUUAAAAUUGAAAUCUGCAGGGGGUAAUUAUAUGGACAAGUGCAGAGAUAAACUUGAGAAGUGAAGUAGAUGAGGGGUGACAUUAGACUCUUUAUCUUGUUGGUAGCUAUGAGGAUUCAGAAACACAACAGUUUCUGCUGAAAGGGAGUUUAGGAAUGAAUGCAGCAGAAAGAGGGGAGACCCUGCUGAAGUAUCCAAUUUUAAAGAUUAGCUGGUCUGGAUGCAGGCUGCCUACAAGGCCACAACCUUUAAUUUGUGCAAUUGUGGUGUAGGACAUGAGUGAGAGGGAUGGUUUAAGAAAUGAAUUUGAAAAAAAGCCUGUCAGAGCUCCAGAAUUAUUCAUGUAGCAAAAUUUGCUAUCCACUAAGAUGUUUUCACAGCUGCUUUUAGAUUUUUUUGAAUAACAUUUUCUCUAGAAUUGUGUAUAAUACUUUUCUUUAAGCUAUACUAUGCCCUAUUUGCUAUCACCACUUUGCCUUUAAGCUUUGAGAAACUUAAUGAAUAUUGUAUUUACUUUUAUUAGCAAAUUUUGCAAAUAAUAUAUUUGGAUCCGAUGUUAUUUCUAGUAUGAGCAAAACAGCGACUGAUUUUUAUGGAAGCAGGAUUUAUUUUUUUAGGUCAGUGAUAACAAAUAUAUUAUCUGAAGUGCAGACAUCUUCCAGUUGAAAUGUGGCUACUGUAAAAGUGUACGUAAUGGUCAGAAUUGCCUUUUUUUGCAGCAUAAGAGAGACAUGACAAAAGCAGACAAUAUGUUAAUAUUGGGUAGGUGCAAGUAAGGAUGAUAAAUAUUUAGAGCUAAAACACUCAAGAUCUACUGCAAGUAGCAAGCACCCUCUCACAUGAAUAUUCCCCAAGAUGUCAUGCAAGGAACUGCUCAUUUGCUGCAGGAAAGAUUGUGCAGUUUGACCUUUGGUGUUUCAAGGCAGUUGAGUUUCUGCUG